GCCAUCUGGUUUAUUAUGAUUUGAAAUUAUACAAUUUAUUUAUUUACAAAAAACAUAUGAUCCGCCGUGAGCUCUCCGUUGAUACCGAUAAAAUCAAAUGUGCACAGAGGUCGACGUGUUCAUAACAAACUACACGUUGGUCGAUCCCGACAUUUACCAGCUAUGGAUAGAUGGUCGUACAGCCAGCGAAGCCGUAGCUAUCUUAAAUCAGCAGGGCCUCGGCCAACAAACCGGCGCCUCGCUCGAGCUGAUCGCGAGCGAUGUCCUCGACCAUUAUCGUACCUAUUCACUGUUGGAGAAGCUUCUCACUCAUCCGUCGAAGUUACAGGAACAGUUGGCGUUUCAAAUUGAGCCGAAAACUCAACAAUUGUUAAUUGAGAAGUAAGUACCUACACACGUUGUCGCAAUGUGAGAAGACACGUUGCGGAUCUUGCAGAUUUCGCUUAUCCGCUAAUUAUUUUGAAUAGUUAUAGUGCGGGAAGAGAUUUUGUUUCACUUGGCCUAAAAUAGGUGGAUACAUUGCUCAAUUUUAUACCACCCACACCAAAAAAUUUAUU
This is a messenger RNA of Photinus pyralis (common eastern firefly), 557 nucleotides long. RefSeq names its product acidic fibroblast growth factor intracellular-binding protein-like. The transcript is spliced from 2 exons. The record is from RefSeq and is a predicted model, not a curated record. Gene Ontology annotation, cellular component: nucleus. NCBI's taxonomy places the organism in Eukaryota, Metazoa, Arthropoda, Insecta, Coleoptera, Lampyridae. Bases 98 to 385 code for a protein of 95 amino acids.